Molecule: messenger RNA, 992 nt
Organism: Ipomoea nil (Japanese morning glory)
Lineage: Eukaryota; Viridiplantae; Streptophyta; Magnoliopsida; Solanales; Convolvulaceae
Product: mitochondrial import inner membrane translocase subunit TIM17-1-like
Exons: 1
Coding region: 16-822 (268 amino acids)
Biological process (GO): protein import into mitochondrial matrix
Cellular component (GO): mitochondrial inner membrane; TIM23 mitochondrial import inner membrane translocase complex
Molecular function (GO): transmembrane protein transporter activity
Source: RefSeq, a predicted model, not a curated record
CAUUACAAAUUGUAAAUGUCAUAUAGGAAAAGUUGCGUGGUUUUUCCGUCAUUGACCGCUAACCCCUUGUCCAAGUUGGAAUCUGCAAAAUCAGACCUAAAAACUACAAAUCCAUUAUUCUUUUUGACCUUUACAAAUUACAAUCAUCUGAAAACCCUCUCUAAACCCUCAGCCGCCGCUAUGGGAACGCCGGAGACUUCAAGGGAACCAUGUCCCGAUCGGAUCCUAGACGACGUCGGCGGCGCGUUCGGCAUGGGCGCUGUGGGCGGCUCCGCCUUCCACUUCGUUAAAGGCCUCUACAACUCUCCCAACGGCGCCCGGAUGAUCGGCGCCACCCAAGCCGUCCGGAUGAACGCGCCCAGGAUCGGCGGCAGUUUCGCCGUCUGGGGCGGCCUCUUCUCCGUCUUCGACUGCUCCAUGGUCUACGUCCGCCAGAAGGAGGAUCCGUGGAACUCGAUCAUCGCUGGAGCCGCCACAGGCGGCGUCCUCUCCCUGCGCCAGGGCCUCCGCGCCUCCGGGCGAUCCGCCGCCUUCGGAGGCGUCCUCUUGGCUCUCAUCGAAGGCGCCGGUAUCAUGCUGAACAAACUCACGAGUGUUCCGCAGGACGCUCCGAUCUACGUCGAUGACCCUAUGGCACCCCCAGGUGGGGUCCAGCUGCCGAACGCCACCCAGGCGCCGCCGGAGUCUUCCUCGACCGCACCGUCGUGGUUCGGAGGAUUGUUCGGAGGAAACAAAGAGGAAGAUAAGAAGAGCAGCGGCGUGAAGACGGAGAUUCUGGAGAGCUUUGAUUCGCCCAUCCCACCAACAUUCGAGUUAAAGUGAAAUUCCCUUCAAAAAUUUUAGUUUUUGUUGUAGAACAAUUGAAAUUAGUUUUAUUAUGAGAAUAUUUGGGGGUUGGUCUGAAGAAUCAGAUUCAAGGCUUUAGUAGAACAGUAGCAAAUGUAUGUUGUCUUUCCCAUCAACAAUAUAUGAAUUUUUGCAAUUUUCAAACA